AUGCACAUGUUGCAUUUGGUGGGGCAGGUCCUGCAGGGUGCCAGCCAGAUCAGAACAAUUGCUUUUGACAAUGCCACGCAGCACGGCCUUAUCAAAGCCAUGCUCUUAGGACAAAAGACUGGCCUGAGCCCUGACGAGCUACGUGGUCUUCCAUUUUGGUCCCGUAUCAGCUACGUGCCUUUUCCAGAGUCCGCGCUGCCUAGGUUUCCAUUCAACAAGCCCUCCGUCGACGGCGAGAUCCUAUUCGGACUGAAUGGUCCAGCUCACCUGCAGAAGAAUAUGGCAGGACAAUGCAGAAGCCCUUCCCGGACAAUUGCCUUCGGACAAUUCUUCACGGACUUCUCCGGAUGUCUUGAUUUGUGCAUGCCCCCAGCUGCAUUUCAGUCCUAUGAUGGGCAGUCAGAUGCUGAAGCAGCAUCUUUCUUCAACGCAUUCCACUAUGUGGCCGACCUGGUUACUGACGUGCGUGAGGUUCGGGUGCCUUGGUCGUUGGUUGGCGCCGUGUUGGUCAACUUGACAUCCUGCCUGACAACGAGCUCAGUCUUCCACCCAGGUUUGACGCCUGCUCAGCGGCUGGAAAAUGCUAUCAGCAGCUUCGUCUUGUUCGAUCUUGGGGCGAUGGAGGCCGAGAGAACCUGUACCAAGCGUGGGCUGCCAAAAGGGAGCUGCUGGAUCCACCGGACAACGCAAGGCAACAUGCAGCAGCUGGCUGGCAUGAUCGCAGUGGCGUGCACGAGCCUAUCCCCGCAAACCCCCUGGUUCCCGUGGCGAUCCUCUGAGUUGCCUUUGGAGCAAUGGUUCGGGUAUCUAAGGAACCAGUUCUCAUCAUCACAGAUGACAGUCAGAGACUUUUUGCAUGCAUCCUGUCGCAAGAUGCGGCAGACGUGCUGCCGGCUGAGCAAAGAUCCACCGCAGCGCCUUCCGCAGGAGCCGGCAGCUGCUGUGACAGACGCGGAGUUUACAGACAUUGCCAACCGGGCAUUGUGGUCAGCGCUUGAGCUCAUGGCCGCAUGCACGGGUGACGCAGCCGAGGCGGUGCUUAAAAGGUAUGUUGCGUACUCUGCGGGCCUUGUGGAGCUGGCCGAGGACUUCGAGAUCUUCGAGGAAGGUGGCGCCUUGACAGGAGAGCAUGAUGAGCUGGAGGACUUCAUGGAGGAUGAGGAUCAAGCUCCGCUUGUCCACAAGGCCUGCGCUGAGGUUUAG
This is a messenger RNA of Symbiodinium pilosum, 1203 nucleotides long. The record is from the annotation of a GenBank genome assembly. Lineage: Eukaryota; Dinophyceae; Suessiales; Symbiodiniaceae.